Molecule: messenger RNA, 1413 nt
Organism: Aspergillus uvarum CBS 121591
Lineage: Eukaryota; Fungi; Ascomycota; Eurotiomycetes; Eurotiales; Aspergillaceae
Product: zinc-dependent alcohol dehydrogenase family protein
Exons: 1
Coding region: 40-1047 (335 amino acids)
Molecular function (GO): oxidoreductase activity
Source: RefSeq, a predicted model, not a curated record
GCCGCAUCGAAAUCUGGCAUUUCACAAUACACAAACGCGAUGUUCAGGACUAUUGUGCGAGCCUUCGGUCCCCCAAAGGAGGUGGUCACCGGUGAAACCUGCGAUCCACCACCUAUCCCUGGGCCUGGGCAGGUAUUGGUACGGAUGCUGCUCGCCAGUAUCAAUCCCUCGGAUCUGAUUCCAAUCACGGGUGCCUACCGUACGAGAACUUCGCUGCCCUUUGUCCCGGGAUUCGAAGGAGUUGGUAUGGUCGAGGCAGUCGGCGCCCAUGUUUCUGAAUUGAAGGUUGGCGACCGUGUAUUGCCUCUGGGAAGCGCAGGCGCCUGGCAAGAUUUCAAGCUCAGCGAAGAACAAUGGUGCUUUCCAGUACCCGCCGAUCUGACCGACCAGCAGGCUGCAAUGGCCUAUAUCAAUCCACUUACCGCCUGGAUGAUGACCAAGGAAUAUGCACCAGCUCCUCCAGCUACGGUGGUAGUCAAUGCUGCCACUUCUGCUAUCGGCCAGAUGAUCAUUCGGAUGCUCAAUCGAGUCGGCGUGCGACCAAUUGCGCUAACGAGGCGACCCGAUGUUCUAGAUCAAUUGAUGAAUGGAUCCGACGUAACAGCAGUGAUCUGUCCACAUGAUGGGGAUCUCAAACAAAGACUUUACAAGUUGACUGAGAGUCGAGGCCUUAAUGUCGCAUAUGACGCUGUUGGUGGAAGUGAGGGUAAUGAUCUAGCUCGCUCACUCGCUCGUGGCGGCAGACUUAUCCACUACGGGCUUUUGUCUGGCGUGCCCUUAUCUCCUUCGCUGUACAGGGAAUGUCCAGAUGUCCAGAUAGUUCUGUUUCGUUUGAGAGAUUGGGUACAUACCAGCGAGCGUCGUGUUAUCCAGUCCGCUUUGGAUGAGGUUUUCGAUCUUGUCCGCGAGGGCAUCGCAGAAUCAAAGGUUGCACGAGUAUUCCAACUUUCUUCGUUCAAAGAAGCUUUGGACUAUGAGGCUACCCUUGCCCGGAAUGGAAAAGUACUUCUAUCGAUGUCGCCAGAUCUGACUCCUAUGGAUCCUUGAUCCCGAAUGGCAGUUUGCUCGAAACAAUUUCAAACGAUCUAGACGUUUCGUCCAGGGUUCGGAUUACGAUAGACAGAGCGCUUGAGUCUUCAAAUAUACUUCGCAGCGGCAGCGGCAGUCUGUUCCGUCUGUUCAUAGCUUAACAGAUUGAGGAUAUCGACUACCAGGGUCUCGGUACUGCAAUAUACUAGGUAGCUGGUAGUCUAUUUGUCGGCCGGCAGGAAUUCGGGAUUAUAUUGGUCGGGAAGGUGAUGUUAUGAGCAGAGCAUUUGCCUGAAUUGAUAACUAAUCAUUAUCAUAUUCAAGGCACUGUACAACUGAACAGAAAAAGACCAUUUUGGAGCUGGGGAUCUCAGUAAGAGACGG